AUGUCUAAAUUUGGAGGAGCCCCAAAAUGUCCACUUUGUGCCAAGAGUGUAUACGCUGCUGAAAAAAAACUUGGACCUGGAGGUAAAGAUUAUCAUAUUGCAUGCCUUGUAUGUACAACAUGCAAAAAGAGUUUAGAUUCAACUAAUCUUUGUGAAAAUGAGAAUAAACCCUAUUGUAAAGCUUGUUAUGGUAAAAACUUUGGACCAAAAGGAUUUGGAUUUGCUGCUGGUGGUAGUAUGAUGCAUACCCAAUAA
Heterostelium album PN500 is the source of this 255-nucleotide messenger RNA. Its product is annotated as LIM domain-containing protein. The transcript has 3 exons. The coding region runs from base 1 to 255 and encodes 84 amino acids. Lineage: Eukaryota; Evosea; Eumycetozoa; Acytosteliales; Acytosteliaceae. Gene Ontology annotation, cellular component: cytoplasm. Gene Ontology annotation, biological process: actin cytoskeleton organization. The record is from RefSeq and is a predicted model, not a curated record.